Molecule: messenger RNA, 658 nt
Organism: Centruroides sculpturatus (bark scorpion)
Lineage: Eukaryota; Metazoa; Arthropoda; Arachnida; Scorpiones; Buthidae
Exons: 4
Coding region: 11-658 (215 amino acids)
Source: RefSeq, a predicted model, not a curated record
UUUUCAGAUAAUGUCAUCGCCAUGUAAAUUAGACAUUAGGGAUUUGAUAUGUGAUGAAGAAAUAGAAUCGGUAAUAAAGGCGUCGCCUCAUAAUUUAUAUUUAACUCGACAUCCGAAUGUUCCUGAUAAUGUAGAAGUAACAACAACAACAACAACAACAGUAUUGUCUGGGCUGCAAAAUCCCGCAUUUGUUAAAGACACCGAUAAUUGUUCAGAUAGUGAUGCCAUGAAACGAUCCACAUCAACCGAAGAUAUAAAAGUUUCGGAAGAUGAUUUUAACGAAAUUAUCGCUCUGAGGCCGAUGGAUGGAAGAAGUACACAAUCAGAUAAUUUAGAAGAAGAUAAAGAGGAGAUCUGGAGUAACACAGAUGGACAACGACCAAACAAUUUUGUCGAAAUAAUGUCUAAAGUUGAUAAUCAAAAUAGGAAUCAUCUCGUUCCCGAAUCGACUUCCGUAUCUUAUCAACAGAAUCAUUGGGCCGAAACGAAUCGCGGUGCAUACAUAAGCCAAAGGAUUCAAGCAUUGACUCAUGCAUUCAGUUCGAGAGCUCAGAAAAUCAAAGAAAAAAUUAUACAGGCUCCAACCCCUUCUCCCAGUGAGUUUGGUCAUUAUUACUUUAUACAAUUNUACAUCCAUAAUUACAUUCGUGAGAUGUAA